AUGAGUGAAGGCUCGAGCGGAGAAGUAAAGAGAACGGUAAUGGAAGAAAAAUCGGAACAGCAACAAGGGAGAGCAUCUCUGGAGAAAGGAAGAUCGUGCAAAGGCUAUCUUUAUUACUCCUCCACUCUCAAAUCCAAGGCUAAGAACCCCCGCUGCGUCGGAAUCCCUCGUACUCUUCGUCAAGUUCCUGAUUACGUUGUUGGACAAUCUGAAGCUGAAGCUUCUAAAGAAGGACGAACCUUGGCGGAUUUUUACUACGGCUGUUUGGGUUAUUCAGUCUACAUGACUGAAAAAGAUUCAUCUGCAAUGAAGCAGCCUACAAAGACGCAGCUUCCCGUUUGUGUUGGCCUUGAGAUACUAGCAGAUAGAAGAGCGACUUCUAGCAACACUUCACCUGUGCCAGCCCGUGUUCAAAAUAGAAAUGGUGCUCGUACUGGGGAUCCAUUUGGUGUAGAUCCUCGGGAUCACCUGAACCAGAACCGGAAACCAUCCCCAGCCCGAUCACCAGCCCCACCCCCAGCCCCAGAAAACGGCUUUGUAACCAGGUUCAACAGAAACGCAAACCUGGUGGCAUCAGGGGUGAUGAAGAACCUGAAGAGAGUGGGUAACUAUGUCAAAGAGACAAUGGAAGAGUCCAUGGACCCAUAUCGAAAGCGACCAAAAUGA
Messenger RNA from Microthlaspi erraticum, 666 nucleotides. Lineage: Eukaryota; Viridiplantae; Streptophyta; Magnoliopsida; Brassicales; Brassicaceae. The record is from the annotation of a GenBank genome assembly.